CAUCUGCCUUUGCAUCAGUUUGUACUCACAAAGAGCAAACCUACAUACACUGCAUCUAAACGGAACUGUUUGGCAUUGGGAUUCUUCUAUCACUUUUUUACUGCUGUAAAAAAAAAGAAAAAGAAAAGGAAGCUAAUGCACUGCUUACUUUUCACAGCUACUGAAUUUUUCCCUAUAAUCUUCUGAAAUUGAACCUCGCUAUAAAGGGGAGACCAGACCACUGAACCCUACCAACCAGAGAUGGACACAAGAGAGGACUUUCAUUUUUAAGCCUAUUUUGCACUCAGCAAGGCACAGGAUAAAAAAAUUGGAUACCAGCUCGGACAUGGUCACAGUAUCUCAAAAUAGCAGAUGACCAGUUCACCAUACUGACCAUGCUGGCCUUUCUUCAGGACCAUCCUGGACCAGAGAGGAACAGUGAACCCUUGCACCGUACACAAUUCCUGCGCAGAACACAGCUCCUGAACACGUUCUGCUGGACACAAAAAUGUCACAUCCUUUACAUUUCUUGAACGGGUUUGGAGCUGGCAAUGGAUCUUUGCCAGCUCUCUCAGUAACAGGAGCGCCCAAGCAGGACGACCCAAGUGACGAACAAGGAAACAAAGUGCGCUGGGCAGCGUUGCUGAUCCUCCUGGUGAUAAUCCCCACCAUUGGGGGGAACAUACUUGUCAUACUGGCCGUGUCCCUGGAGAAAAAGUUGCAAUAUGCUACCAACUACUUUUUGACAUCCUUGGCAGUGGCAGAUUUGCUCGUGGGUCUGUUUGUGAUGCCCAUUGCCCUCCUCAUAAUAUUAUUUGACAAUACCUGGCCUUUACCAACUGCCUUGUGUCCUAUCUGGCUGUUCCUUGAUGUCCUCUUUUCCACAGCUUCCAUCAUGCACCUCUGUGCCAUCUCACUAGACCGCUACAUUGCGAUAAAAAAGCCAAUCCAGGCUAGUCAGUACAAUUCAUGGGCUACAACAAUCAUCAAAAUCAUCGUGGUUUGGCUCAUUUCAAUAGGCAUUGCAAUCCCCGUCCCUAUCAGAGGCAUUGAAGAUGGAAACAGCAACUCCACAAACAUCACGUGUCUCCUGACGCCUGAUCGUUUUCAUGACUUCAUUCUGUACGGCUCAGUGGCUGCUUUCUUCAUCCCCCUCGCUAUCAUGAUUGUCACCUAUUUUCUGACAAUCCAAGUGCUGCGCAAGAAGGCCUAUUUGAUCAACAAACCGCCCCAGCGUUUCACUUGGUCAACGGUGUCCACAGUGUUCCAGCGUGACACGACACCCGCCUCCUCACCAGAGAAGGUGGCCAUGCUAAAUGGCUCCAGGAAGGACCAGACCUUGUCCAGUGAUAUGCCUCUCUGCAGGACAUCUACAAUAGGGAGGAAGUCCAUGCAAACCAUAACCAACGAGCAAAGGGCAUCAAAAGUCCUGGGGAUUGUAUUUUUUCUUUUCCUGUUAAUGUGGUGCCCAUUUUUCAUAACAAACAUAAGUUCAGUUCUGUGCAACUCCUGCAACAAGGAGCUUUUCCAAAAGCUUUUGGAGAUAUUUGUUUGGAUAGGAUAUGUAUCCUCGGGAGUGAAUCCUCUUGUAUAUACGCUCUUCAACAAAACAUUUAGGGAGGCUUUCAGUAGGUAUAUCACUUGCAACUAUCGGACCACAAAGCCUAUCAAGGCCCUGCGGAAGCGCUCCAGCAGGAUCUCUUUUAGAAGCUCUGUGGCAGAAAAUUCCAAGCUCUUUGUCAUGAAUGGGAUGAGAAACGGGAUUAACCCCAUUAUGUACCAGAGCCCAAUGAGGCUGAGGAGCUCACCCAUCCAGGCAUCAUCGGCCAUUCUGCUGGACACCCUGCUGCUCACCGAGAACGAAGUCGAUAAAACAGAAGAACAAGUCAGCUACGUAUAGUGGGACUGCGGCCGAGUCUGUGUAUAGCAUUGCUGUAUGUAUUAUUCUAGAUAACUGUGCUGUAAGAGGGUAUAAAUACUACUGUUUUCUGUUAUUUAUGCAAGCAAUAUCUUAUAAAUUUAUAUUAAUUCCUCUCCUCCAAAGACUUCUCUACUUUAACCCCAACUCCACGGUUGCCAUGGUGGCAACUGCAACUUCAUUCCAUGAAAAAUGACUCAUGCAGAACUGUAGCCUAAGGAAGAGGGAAAUAAAUAAAA
Molecule: messenger RNA, 2136 nt
Organism: Empidonax traillii (willow flycatcher)
Lineage: Eukaryota; Metazoa; Chordata; Aves; Passeriformes; Tyrannidae
Gene: HTR2B
Product: 5-hydroxytryptamine receptor 2B
Exons: 3
Coding region: 488-1879 (463 amino acids)
Biological process (GO): vasoconstriction; regulation of behavior; smooth muscle contraction
Cellular component (GO): dendrite; plasma membrane
Molecular function (GO): neurotransmitter receptor activity; G protein-coupled serotonin receptor activity
Source: RefSeq, a predicted model, not a curated record